This is a messenger RNA of Pipistrellus nathusii (Nathusius's pipistrelle), 1056 nucleotides long. The record is from the annotation of a GenBank genome assembly. Lineage: Eukaryota; Metazoa; Chordata; Mammalia; Chiroptera; Vespertilionidae.
AUGGCCGUUAGGGUCCCGGGCCGCGCGGGGCCGCCCCAGGCGCGCAGGGCGCGCAGGCUGCUCUUCGCCUUCACGCUCUCGCUGUCCUGCACGUACCUGUGCUACAGCCUCCUGCGCUGCUGCGACGGCCGCGGCCGCCUCCUCCGCGCGCCCCGCGGCCCCCGCGCGGCCGUCCCGCCCGCGCCCCCGGAGCCCCGGCCCUGCGCCCCGCCGGGGCCGCCGCCCCACGCGCCCGCGCCGCGCCCCGCGGCUUCCAGCCUGUCGGGCCCCCUGAAGCCGGGCACCAAGCGGCUGCCCCAGGCCCUGAUCGUGGGCGUGAAGAAGGGGGGCACGCGCGCCGUGCUGGAGUUUAUCCGCGUGCACCCGGACGUGCGGGCCCUGGGCACCGAGCCCCACUUCUUCGACAGGAACUACGGGCGCGGGCUGGACUGGUACAGGAGCCUCAUGCCGCGGACGCUGGAGAGCCAGAUCACGCUGGAGAAGACGCCCAGCUACUUCGUCACGCAGGAGGCCCCGCGGCGCAUCUUCAACAUGUCGCGGGACACCAAGCUGAUCGUGGUGGUGCGGAACCCGGUGACCCGCGCCAUCUCCGACUACACCCAGACGCUGUCCAAGAAGCCCGACAUCCCCACCUUCGAGGGCCUGUCCUUCCGGAACCGCACGCUGGGCCUGGUGGACGUGUCCUGGAACGCCAUCCGCAUCGGCCUGUACGCGCUGCACCUGGAGGGCUGGCUGCGCUACUUCCCGCGCGCGCAGAUCCACUUCGUGAGCGGCGAGCGGCUCAUCACCGACCCCGCGGGCGAGAUGGGGCGCGUGCAGGACUUCCUGGGCAUCCGCCGCUUCCUCACCGACAAGCACUUCUACUUCAACAAGACCAAGGGCUUCCCCUGCCUGCGGAGGACCGAGGCCAGCCUCCUGCCCCGGUGUCUGGGCAAGUCCAAGGGCAGGGCUCACGUGCAGAUCGACCCCGAGGUCAUAGACCAGCUGCGGGAGUUCUACAGGCCCCACAACCUCAAGUUCUAUGAGACCGUGGGCCAGGACUUCCGGUGGGAGUAG